Messenger RNA from Lonchura striata (white-rumped munia), 2710 nucleotides. It is a transcript of the gene CDH17, whose product is annotated as cadherin 17. Lineage: Eukaryota; Metazoa; Chordata; Aves; Passeriformes; Estrildidae. The record is from RefSeq and is a predicted model, not a curated record. Gene Ontology annotation, biological process: cell-cell junction assembly; cell-cell adhesion mediated by cadherin; multicellular organism development. Gene Ontology annotation, cellular component: adherens junction; plasma membrane; catenin complex. Gene Ontology annotation, molecular function: beta-catenin binding; cadherin binding; calcium ion binding.
AGCACAGACAGACAUCACCACCAACCUGUGCAAAGGUGAUUCCCACAGCUGAAAGAAAGAAGCAUUUUUAGAGCAAAAAAAGCUUUUCGUGUUACAGGAGCUGAAGCAAAGCAUAUUCCAGUAUGCUUAAGCUGUGUGGACUUCAAUUUCUGCUUCUCAUUCAUUUGGCUAUAUGGCUUAAUCUGGAGGGCCUGAGUGUAACUGGACCUCUGAAGGACAUGGAUUUCUCUGUUCAAGAAGGAGGGGGUCCACGCAUCCUUCACCAGUUCAAACUUGAGUCACCUGCUGUGAGUUUUAGAACGUCUGGUGAAAAAGCUGGAAUUAUUGACAUUGAGCCGAGGACAGGCAUCCUGUAUAUCAAUGGGUCUCUGGACUGGGAGACCAAAAAAGUGCACAAGCUGCAGGUGGAAAGUCUGGAUGAGAGUGGAAAGAGAGUUAAAGGUCCAUAUGCUGUUACAAUAUAUGUGGAGGAUAUCAAUGACAACCCACCAGAAUUUAACCAGACAAAGUACUAUGGAGUAGUGAGGCAGAACUCUCGUCCAGGCAAGCCCUUCAUGUAUGUCCAUGCCACUGACCGUGAUGAUCCUACAACUCUCCAUGCACAACUGUCUUACAGCAUUCUCCAUCAUUUUCCCAACCCUUAUGAAGAAAUGCUUUUCCAGAUUGAUAAUGCAACUGGAGCAAUCUCACCAAGCAGGAAGGGCUCUUAUUACUUGGAUCCUCAAAAGCAGGACACCUUCAUACUUGUUGUCUCCGUGAAGGAUAUGGCAGGGACGACAACAAAUGCUUUCACCAGCAGUGUCGAUGUGAUCAUCACUGUGAAGGAGAGCCUGUGGAAAGCUCCCCCCACCAUUCACAUCAAAGAAAACUCAACCCAGGUCCAUCCUGUCAACAUCAGCAAGGUGCAGUCAAACGAACCAGGUGUAAUUUAUGGCAUUUUUGAAAAAGAAAAGCUGCCAAGGCUCCCAUUUUCCAUCAGUGAGGAUGGUGAUAUUUAUGUGACCCAACCAUUGGACAGGGAAGAAAGGGAUACUUAUACAUUCUUUGUGGUGUCAAAAGAUAACACGGGAGAACUAGUGGACAAGCCUUUGCAAAUUCACGUUAUUGUGGAAGACAUCAAUGACAAUCCCCCUGUCUGUCAGCAGGACCUCACCAUAAUUGAAGUUCAAGAAAAUGAAAUAGGAGGAAGUAAUAUUGGCACUGUGAUUGCUACCGACAUGGAUAAGAAGGAUACCCUUAAUUCUCGUCUGCAUUUCCAGAUCCAAAGUCAGGAACCUGAAUUUCCCUUAAAGAAUCUUUUCUAUAUUCAGCAAGACACUGGGACUUUGCAAUUAACUGGCCAUUCCUUAAACAAGCGCGUGUCAGCCAAGUAUUUCUUGAAGGUCCUGGUGACAGAUUCAAAAUUCAAAACAAUCUGUGAUGUGGAAGUACAUGUCAUUGACAUCAAUGAUCAAAUUCCCAUCUUUAAAAAUUCAGAUUAUGGCAGUGUGGCUGUGGCAGAAGAUAUCUCAAUAGGAAGUGUGAUAUUAGAAAUUGAAGCAACUGAUGGAGAUGAGCCUGCCACAGGGAGCUCCCUCAUCAUUUACCAAGUGAAGGAAGGUGAUCCAAACAACACGUUCAUCAUAGAGACAGACUCUGAAACAAAUCGAGGGUUCAUCAGGAUAAACAAGGCUCUUGAUUUUGAAACAAUGCCUGUGUACAACCUGGUAAUCAAUGCCACAAAUCCUGAACCGCUGGUGGAAGGCGUUCAGUACAACUCAAGCUCUCUUACUGUGUUAAGAGUUUUUGUGACAAAUGUGGAUGAGCCACCUGCUUUCCGGAAGCCACUUUACAGAACAGAGGUGUCUGAAGACAUUCCUGUCAAUACCUUGGUCAUGAUGGUGGAGGCCUAUGAUCCUGAAGGGGAUUCUGUACGAUACUCCUUGGAAGGUGAUGUGAGAAAAUGGCUGAGAAUUGAUUCAGUCACCGGGCAGGUAUACACUGCUUCCCCUCUGGAUCGAGAAACUGAAGAAAUAUACUCAGUAGAGGUCGUUGUAUCAGAGCUAAAUAAUGCAGCUCAGAAAUCCAAAGUGUUCUUGAUUCUACACUUACGUGAUGUGAACGACAACUAUCCACAAAUAGCUACGGAUUAUCCUACUUUCUUCUGCUACCCAGUCAGUGGAGGAGAGAGAACUCUCAUUCAAGCUACUGAUGCUGAUGAACAGUUUUUUUAUUCAAAAUUUACAUUUUCCCUUGCGGAUGAGAUGAAUGCAAGAAAUAAUUGGGAAAUCUCAAAAUUCAAUGCUACUCAUGCUUACCUGUCCCUGAAGCAUGCUAACUUUGAAGAGAAGGUGUAUGAUGUUCCAAUAAUACUUAAUGACAAUGGAAAACCGCCUUUGGAAAACAAAGUGAAUCUUAAAGUAAGCAUCUGCAAAUGUUCCAGUGAAAAUUCAUGUUUUAUCGACAUAGACCGUGAGCACUCCUGGCCAACUGUUGGGCAGGCAAUUGGGAUUCUACUUGGGGUCCUGAUCAUCAUUGGUGUCAUUGUAGCGGGUGCGUUUUGCCACAUGAGAUACAAAGAGAAAAAUGAAAAGAGUAAUCCCAAAGAUGCAAAAGAUGAUGCUGAACUCAACAGACUGGCUUAAUGACUGUUUCAUCAAGAGACAAAACUGCCCUUUGGGCUGUGAAUGAGUGAACUGGGAAGCUUCCAAAGCCCACAGAUGUACUAUCA